Molecule: messenger RNA, 1047 nt
Organism: Teleopsis dalmanni
Lineage: Eukaryota; Metazoa; Arthropoda; Insecta; Diptera; Diopsidae
Product: putative nuclease HARBI1
Exons: 3
Coding region: 22-1047 (341 amino acids)
Source: RefSeq, a predicted model, not a curated record
AAAAAAAACAGUUUUUAUAAAAUGUUCGGAAUGUUAGCAUUGGUGGCAGCUGAAAAUAAUAGUCACACAAAUGAAAAAAUAAAAAGACGGAUUUUAAGAGAUUGCAGCAAUCCGUUAGAUUUGAAUGAGUCGACGGUGAACAAAGAUGCUUUUUGCAUGCUGGUAAAAGUCGUAACACCGCACGUUAAGUUAUCAUCCAUACCAAGUUCUAUUCAGUUGGCCUGCACAUUGCGUUUUUUAGCGGAAGGGGGCUUUCAAAAAUCGGUAGGCAUCGACAAGCAAAUAGCUUUGGGUAGGAGCACUGUUGGAAAAAUUUUGACAAAUGUUAUCGCAAUUUUGGAAAGGCGCAUCUGCCCAUCAUGGAUAAAAUUAGAAAUGUCGGACGCUGAGCGGAGUGCGUCUAAGCGCCACUUUAUGCAAAAAUUCGGGAUUCCGGGUGUGGUAGGUUGUGUGGACGGAACACAUAUAAGAAUGACAAAGCCUCAUCGUGACCACCACCUUUUUUAUAAUAGGAAAGGCUAUUUCAGCAUUAACGCCAUGAUAAUUUGCGACUACAAAAUGACGAUUAGAGCAGUGAAUGCUAGGCGCGCUGGUUCUAGCCACGAUUCACUAAUAUGGUGCGUAAGCAAGGCACACGACUACUUCUGCCAGUGCUAUGAGAGCGGUGAACGUGGAAGUUGGCUUUUAGGAGAUGCUGGCUACUCCCUUCAGCCAUUUUUGCUAACGCCAUACAGAGAUCCGCAGCCUGGAACGCAGGAGCAUAAAUUUAACGUGAAACACGCAUCUGCACGCAAUGUUAUUGAACGAGCAAUUGGCGUGUUGAAAAGCCGCUUCAGGUGUCUAGCCCGACUUCUUCAAUACCAGCCCGAAAAAGUUUCCAAAAUUAUUAAUGUAUGCUGUGCGCUACAUAAUAUUUGUAGAUACUACAAGGUACAGAAUGUCGAAGAUGUUCACUUUGCUAAUGAAGAUGAAGAGAAACUAAGUGAAAUAUCGGCUAGUAGAGAAGCAAAUACAAUAAGAGAUGACAUUGCUAAUAGCUUGCGUUAG